UCAGUCAAAAUGAAAAGCUUUUGGAGUCUGUUCAUAUUUCUCCUUUUUUGGAGUCCAAUUAUGGGCGAUAACUCCGGCGAAAAUAAUAGUGUGUAUAGUUCAAUCGCGGGACUUUUAAAACUUUUAGAAAUGGAGGAAAUCUUCAUAACGAAUAUUAAGGCAUAUACCAAUAAAUUGACCGAAAAAGUUAAAAAUCUCCAAGCUUAUAUUGACUCGGUUGACUACGAAUUCCAACAAAGUUUUGAAGAUCGAGAGAAAUAUGUCGGUAAUCCCAUUAAUGCAUUUAGUCUAGUGAGACGGACACAUGAAGAUCUACCAAAAUGGCACAACUAUUCACAGCAGAUCGUAGGAAUUGAGGAACUGUUUGCCUUGGAAGAAAUUAUAGCUAAGGUACCGGAUAACAAGGAUAUGGAAUAUUCCCUGGGAAAAAUGCACCGACUUGAACAGAUUUACGAUUUGGAAGCCAUUGAGUUGGCAAGAGGUCGUAUUCAGGGCAAGCAAUAUGACUUUCGGCCUUCUAUUCGGGAUUGCGUUGCUUUGGGCGAGCACAAAUUUAAAAGGGAGGACUACCAACGGGCUUCUAUGUGGUUUCGCGUGGCCAUCAAACAUGAGCCCGAAGGAAAUGUCGAGAUUAAAAACAAUAUUCUUGGAGAUCCCAAGGUUAAUUUGUAUACACUGUACGCCAAAUCAAUGCUCAUAUUCGGUAUGAUCAAGUCAAAUCCUUCCAUGACAAUCACAGAAGCUAAAAAAAUAUCUUACGAAGCUCUGAGUAAGGCGAGCCUAGCAGAUGUAAAAUCUCUUUUAAAUGAGUUGCUAAGUCAAACUGACGAUGAAAUUGUUUACGAAAUGAAUGUUAACAAGACAAAACCCUCAGACUACGAAAUUGGAUGUCGUGGCCAGUUUCUUAGGCGUAGGAAUCAUGUUUGCAGCUAUAAUUUCACCAUAACAGAAUUCUUGAGACUAGCUCCCCUAAAACAAGAAGUUUUAAAUUUGGAUCCUUACAUUGUCAUAUACCACAAUAUUCUGAAUGACGAUGAGAUCGAUAAGCUCAAACAGCACUCGAAUGAUAAUACCGCAGAGAUAGUCAAACCUAUUGAAAAACGCAUAUUUCAACGCAUAAACGAAUUGAAAGGACUUAGUUUUCUAAAUUCAGAUCAACUUAUAGUAUCCAAAAACGGUCCUGGAACGCAAAAUCAUAUAAAGGAAUAUUCAAAAGGAACAUUCCUAUUUUUUCUUGACAAUGUGGACCUCGGUGGUGCGACGGUUUUUCCAAAGUUGAAAAUAUCCGUCUUUCCUCAAAAGGGCAGCUGUCUCAUUUGGUAUAAUACACCUGAUCCCCGCAGUGAGCCUUUGGAAUGCCCAGUACUACAAGGAAAUAAAUGGGUUAUCACCUAAAACGUGCAUACAAUGGACGACAUAUGAAGUACAAGAACGCAAAGAGUAACCAAUAGUUUUAAAUAAUUUUAGACCUAACUUUAAAUA
Molecule: messenger RNA, 1482 nt
Organism: Drosophila mauritiana
Lineage: Eukaryota; Metazoa; Arthropoda; Insecta; Diptera; Drosophilidae
Product: prolyl 4-hydroxylase subunit alpha-2
Exons: 7
Coding region: 10-1395 (461 amino acids)
Biological process (GO): peptidyl-proline hydroxylation to 4-hydroxy-L-proline
Cellular component (GO): endoplasmic reticulum
Molecular function (GO): procollagen-proline 4-dioxygenase activity; L-ascorbic acid binding; protein binding
Source: RefSeq, a predicted model, not a curated record